AUGUCGGGUUCUACUUCGCACAACGACCGUGGUGGGAUCGUGAGAUCGCCGUCAGAGAUCGCUGCAGAAGAAGAGCUACCGCCGUCACUGCCGAGCGAUUCCGAACAUUCUGCCAUUCACGAUCAGCUCACCGCUCCAAUGGGCAGCUAUAAAAUGACCUACUCACAGCAGAUUGGCAACAGUGAUGACGACAGUUUUAGCGAAAGUGAUGUCGAUGACCGUCGAAAGAGCGAAACCAGUGAUGGCGGUGACGACGAGAAAAGCGUUCACUUAUCCAACUACGCGAGUGACGAGGCGGUGUCGUUUGUCGAGAGUUGUGAGUCUUUCGACCGCUAUACCGACAGCAGUGACGAAGAUGAGAGCAAGGGGGACAAUAUGAAGGGAGCCAGUGGUGUCUGCCGACGCCGUCAGUCCAACAGUGACAGUGACACCGCCGAUGACUCAAAUGAAGAGGAGACGAUAGAUAAGUCGCCCAGUAAAGCGAGCAGUCGUGAUGAUGCGAAUUUAGCAAAUUCUGGGAAUACUUCUUUGAAAAUGAAUAACCCUACUGAGGUAACCGAACAUAAAUCGAGUGAGAAGUUCGUGGGCAUAUGGGAUGAUGACGGCUCUAACAGGAAAGAAUCGUCAAAACCUGUAAGAAAACUCUGGAGCGAUUACGUUUAUAAACCGGAAGCGAAGACGGCUCGAGGGCAGUUGCGGGCUGGUGCCCGAUUCACAAACUCCUUUACCGAUAAACGCCAAACAGAACCCGUUGACCAUUCCUGGAAUAUGAACCAAUGCAAUCGUUUUCCACCCCAACUGGGGAUGGGUCUUGGCCGUGGGUUGAUGCAUCCAAAUAAUAACAUGCAGUAUGAUCCGAACAGCAUGAGGCAACCCGGGUCAUCUAGAAGCUACCAACAACAGCGUCGUCCUAACAAUCCAUACUGCCAUUAUCAGCAACAGCAAAGGUACUUCGGGAUGCCACGAGGGUCCUACGCUAGUGUUGUCCAAAAGGGUGCAGCGAAUCAAGGGCGUACAGAUUCAAGGAAUACAAGCAACACGAAUUUGCCCAGUCGCAACAUCCCGGGAAAUGAAAACAGGUUCCCGCGAGAUCAACAGAGUUACAACAGACAGAAUCAAAACUAUCAACAGGGUCCAAACCGACAAAAUCAAAACUACCAGCAGCAGCGACCAUCGGGUCAAGGGCCACAGAGGCAGCAACCGCAGAGUUACAAUCGUGGCACGGUGACGGCAACGCAGAUUCUCCAACAACAACGGAUGCAGCAAUCUCAGAAGCAACAACCCAAUGGACCACAGAGAGGACAUCCUCAUGGACAACAGAUCCAGGGACAGCCUGGAGGCAAACAGGACAAUCGCCCAUCGUGGCAACCACCAAAGGGACCCCACGUCCGACACAUCAUGAUAGGUAGCCAACAGGUGUACCUUAUCCAGCCAUCUUACAAUAGGCGUCCGAUAGCUGAAGAAGAUCCAGCGAUUGUACGAGCCGAUCCUCCUGUACCACCUCCAUAUGUCAUGCUACCUGGAGGCAUACCACUUGCGCUUCCCAUGCCCAUACGGGGAAAUUUUGGUGCGAACACCGGCAUGCCUGGGGGACAGAUAAAAACCGGUGGCAGCGGUGGGAUGCGGAGCUAUUAUGGUGUAAAUCAACAACCAACAGCCGUGAACUAA
Lytechinus pictus (painted urchin) is the source of this 1668-nucleotide messenger RNA. RefSeq names its product activating signal cointegrator 1 complex subunit 2 homolog. The record is from RefSeq and is a predicted model, not a curated record. The coding region runs from base 1 to 1668 and encodes 555 amino acids. The transcript has a single exon. Lineage: Eukaryota; Metazoa; Echinodermata; Echinoidea; Temnopleuroida; Toxopneustidae.